Messenger RNA from Nicotiana attenuata, 5881 nucleotides. RefSeq lists its product as uncharacterized. Lineage: Eukaryota; Viridiplantae; Streptophyta; Magnoliopsida; Solanales; Solanaceae. Gene Ontology annotation, cellular component: nucleus. The record is from RefSeq and is a predicted model, not a curated record. Gene Ontology annotation, molecular function: chromatin binding. The coding region runs from base 355 to 5256 and encodes 1633 amino acids. The transcript is spliced from 5 exons.
UUUAUACAUUAUAAUCUCUUCCUCUCUUCAGCCACAGUUUUUUCUCUCUCUAAAACACAUUUUCUCUCACUCGUCUAGGUCGUAAGAAAUACGGAGAUCGGAGAAUUGGCGCUUUGUCCUUGGAAUUGAGUUAAGGAAUUAGGGUUUCUGAGGAUUUUAAGGCGAUCGAGGGAGGAUUUGGGAUUUCUAGGGUUUCCCGGGGAUUAGAGAAAUUGGGGAUUUUGCUAGGGUUUUGGUGAAGUAAAUUGAUAUUGCUCUCAAUUGACUGGGGAUUGGAUUGGAUUGGAUAGGAUAAUUGAUGUUUGAGGCUGGGCUGGUUAUAGGAGGUGCUGAAGAUGCCAGUCGUAUUGUAUUAUGCUGCAUGGGAAGGGACAAAGGGAAAGUGAGGUUUGUCGACGCUCGACGACUGGUGGUCAGCACAUGCCGGCGACGACCACGACCACUGUAACCGCCGCUCGUUCUUCUGUUGUUUCUUCUAUUACCUCUGAUUCGUUCUGCAAGGAUGGUCGCAAAGUUUUUGUGGGCGAUUGUGCUUUGUUCAAACCACCACACGACUCCCCACCUUUCAUUGGAAUAAUCCGAAGGCUUACAUUGAGUAAAGAUAAUAACCUGCAGUUAGGUGUUAAUUGGCUUUAUCGACCUGCUGAGCUGAAGCUUAGCAAGGGCAUCCUUCCGGAGGCCGCACCCAACGAAAUCUUUUAUUCCUUUCAUGGGGAUGAGAUUCCUGCUGCAUCACUACUGCAUCCGUGUAAAGUUGCAUUCCUUUCUAAAGGUGCUGAACUUCCAACAGGGAUAUCCUCAUUUAUCUGCCGGCGUGUUUAUGACAUUUCAAACAAGUGUUUAUGGUGGUUAACUGACCAAGAUUACAUCAAAGAACUACAAGAGGAAUUAGACCAACUAUUAAACAAGACACGAGUAGAGAUGCAUGCAACAGUGCAACCGGGUGGUCGCUCUCCGAAACCAAUGAAUGGUUCAAUGUCAACAUCACAAUUGAAGCCGGGUUCAGAUAAUGUACAAAGCAGUGUAGCUUCUUUUCCUUCACACGUCAAGGGAAAGAAGAGGGAGCGGGGAGAUCAGGGCUCUGAGUCAAUUAAACGUGAACGUUCAAUCAAGACAGAUGAUAUAGAUUCUGGUCAAAUCAAAGCUGAAAGUGUACUUAAAUCUGAAAUUUCUAAAAUUACAGACAAAGGAGGGCUUGUAAACUCUGAAGGGGUUGAGAACCUAGUUCAGCUGAUGCAGCCGGAUAGAAUGGAUAGGAAAAUGGAUUUGAUCAGUCGUUCGAUGCUUGCAAGUGUUGUAGCUGCAACUGACAAUUUUGACUGUCUUACUAGGUUUGUACAGUUAAGAGGUCUGCCUGUGUUAGACGAGUGGCUUCAAGAUGUUCAUAAGGGGCGGAUUGGUGAAUAUAGCAACACAAAAGAUAGUGACAAAUCGGUUGAAGAUUUUCUCUUCGUUUUGCUUCGUGCACUUGAUAAGCUUCCCGUGAACCUUCAAGCGCUGCAGAUGUGCAAUAUUGGCAAGUCUGUUAAUCACUUGCGGCAGCAUAAAAACACGGAAAUACAGAGGAAGGCGCGAAGUUUAGUUGACACGUGGAAGAAACGGGUUGAAGCUGAGAUGAACAUCAUUGAUGCCAAGUCUGGUUCAAAUCAGGUUGUCACGUGGCCUUCUAAAUCAAGAUUGCCUGAGGCUUCUCAUAAUGUUGGCAAAAAUCCUGGUGGUUCAAAUGAUUUUACAAAGGGUGCACUUGCACAGCUUUCUGCAUCUAAAAUGGCCUCGAUAAAGCCUUCACAAGGGGAAACUACUACAAAGUCUGCGUCCUUGUCUCCGGGCUCAACAAAACCAGCAUCAUCACCUGCAUCUGGAAAGGAGGGUCAGCCCAGAGUUCCAGUUGGCGGAUCCUGUGAUGUUCCUUUAGCAAGGGAAGACAAGAGCAGCAGUUCUAGCCAGUCUCACAACCACAGUCAGUCCUUCUCGGGGAAGGAGGAUGGGAGAAGUUCGACUGCAGUGUCAAUGAACAGCAUCAAGAUCUCUACUGGCGGUUCUCGUCACCGGAAGUCAAUUAAUGGAUAUCCUGGAUCAUCAGUAUCUGGAAGCCAAAAGGAGAGUGCUGCAGGCAGAAGUUCACAUAGGAAUCCUACCUCAGAAAAGUUACCGCAAUCUGCAUUGAGUGGUGAGAGAACUGUUGAUGUGCCAGUUCUCGAGGGGAGUGGUCACAACCACAAAUUGAUAGUUAAGAUAUCUAGCAGGGGACGCAGUCCUGCACAGAGUGCCAGUGCAGGAUCCUAUGAGGACCCUACGAACAUGAGCAGCCGAGCUUCUUCUCCUGUGCUUUCUGAAAAGAAUGAUCAAUUUGACCGAACAUUAAAAGAAAGUGCGAAAGCUGAAUCCUGGCAGAGCAAUGAUUUCAAAGAUGUACUAACCGGUUCUGAAGACGGUGAUGGAUCACCAGCUACUGGUCCGGAGGAAGAGCGAAGCAAGAUUGUCGAUGAGGGCAGGAAAUCAGCAGAAGCUAGAGCUGCUUGUACAUCAGGGAUCGAAUUGAAGUCUGGAAAACUGCACGAAGCUUCUUUUAGCUCCAUGAAUGCUUUGAUUGAGAGCUGUGUAAAAUAUUCUGAAGCAAACAUGCCUAUGUUAUUGAGUGAUGCUAUUGGAAUGAAUCUCCUUGCCAGUGUGGCUGCCGAAGAAAUGUCCAAGUCUGACAUGGUUUCACCUUCUGUUUCUACGCAAAGAAAUACCCCUGCUGCUGAAGAUGCUUGCACAGGUGAUGAUGUCAAGUCAAAGUCACCUCUGGCUGAUAUCUCCACUGGUGACCGUAGAAAUGAUGAUGAUGGUGAUAGAGAGAAACUGGUUGUUAGUGCUAGUGCUUCAUGGUCGGAGAAUAAACUGCAUCCAUCCAAGGGUGCUGCUACGGAGUUCUCUGGAGAUAGAAAGGCCUCUUUUUUAUCUCCUGAAGAGACAAUGACAGGAGGAUACAACAAACAGUUCAACUCUCCCUGCAUUGAUUCACAGCCGGCUGGAGUGAAGUUGGAGAUCACUGAGAAGUCAGGUGAGAUGGAAAAAGCUGCUUCUUCACCUCAUAGUCUAUCUGACAAGGCAAUCGAUUGUGAUAUAAGCAAACAAUCCCAGGAGGAAAAGGUGGUGUCCCGUGAGGUCAAGGUUGAUGGUGCUCUAGAUGCUAAAUUAGGUGGAAGUUGUACUUCAGUAUUAGAACACAAGGUCAGUAAUGCAGUAGUAAGCUUCAAAGACCAGAAACCAACAGUUGAAGUCUGCACUUCUAAGUUUGAAAUUGAGAACAAGAAUGGUGUGAAUAGGGUGUUGAACAAUGCUAGUACCGAGAUGAAACCAUCUUUUGUGGCAAAAUCUGAAAAGAUGGAGGCAAGUGACAAGGAAGAGCGUCUACCAACUAGUUCAAGUGGAGAUCCCACUACAGACAAAGGUGGACAGUCUGAUGAAGCAAAUAUAAGUCUUGUUCAUCUGUCUGAAAAGACAAAAUGUGAUCAAGGAGCUGUUGAUGUUUCAGCUGAGGAUAAAGCCCGUGUGGAUAUUGAUUUUACUACUAGAAAUCAGAAAAGUGAAACUAGUGUUGAAAGGAAGGAUGUCACUGUGCAGAACUCUGGCUUGUUACUCAAUCAGAAAGAGAAACCUGGUUUUUCAAAUGCAGAAGUGCUGAAACAUCGGGAAUCUAGAGAAUCAAAUUUCUCUGCUGUUGAAGAAGAUAAAACAAAGGACUGUGGAUCCACCACUCUGGAGACUUCUUCGGUCUCUGCUGCUGCUCCAGAUUCAGCUUCAAAGGUGAAGUUUGACUUAAAUGAAGGUCUUAUUUCUGAUGAAGGAAAAUACGGGGAGACAAUCAACUUUGCAGGCCCUGGAUCUCUAUCCAAUGUCCAUAUUAUGAACCCAUUACCUUUUGCGGUAUCCUCAGUUUCCUGUAGUCUUCCUGCCUCCAUUACAGUGGCUGCCGCCGCCAAAGGUCCGUUUGUUCCACCAGAGGAGCUAUUGAGGGUUAAAGGGGAAUUUGGAUGGAAAGGAUCAGCUGCCACAAGUGCAUUUCGCCCAGCUGAGCCCAGGAGAUCUCUUGAUAUGCCAUUAAGUUCCACAAAUAUCUCUCAUCCUGAAGCUUCUACCAGCAAGCACACUCGUCCACAAUUAGAUAUUGACCUGAAUGUACCAGAUGAAAGAACUUUUGAUGAAAUAAAUUCUCGAGAUUCUGCUCUAGAGUUGAUCUCGCCGUUGGACCAUAUGACUAAUUGUGCUGCAUUGAAGAAUGAAGUAAUAGAUUCUCCUGCUGUUCGCUGUUCUGGAGGACUUGAUCUUGAUUUAAAUAGAGUUGAUGAACCUGGUGAUGUUGGGCAGUGCUCUGUGAGUAGCAGUAGUAGAUUGGAUGGUGCAGUUUUACCUUCCAAAACAUCAUCAUCCAUUGGCUUGCCAACUGGGGAGGUGAGGAGGGACUUUGAUUUAAAUAAUGGGCCUGGUGUUGAUGAUUCCAGCGCAGAACAGUUUUUAUUCCACGAUAAUCAUCAGGGAAGCAUGCGUUCCCAACUGCCUGCUUCUAGCCUCAGACUGAACAAUCCAGAAAUGGGGAAUCUUUCUUCUUGGUUUACUCCUGGGAAUACUUAUUCAACUGUGACACUUCCAUCAAUUUUGCCUGAUCGUGUGGAGCAGCCGCCAUUCCCAAUGGUCACACCUGGUGCACAACGAAUAUUGGGUCCUCCAGCUGCUGGUUCUCCUUUCACUCCGGAUGUUUACCGGAGUUCAGUAUUGUCAUCAUCGCCUGCCAUGCCUUACCCAUCCUCCCCUUUUCAGUAUCCUAUAUUUCCUUUCGGAACGAGCUUCCCACUUCCUUCUGCAACAUUUUCAGUUGGAUCAACUUCUUUCGCAGAUUCUUCCUCUGGUGGACGGCUUUAUACGCCCCCUGUAAAUUCACAGUUGCUGGGUCCUGUUGGCGCUGUGUCAUCUCAGUAUCCAAGGCCUUAUGUGGUUGGACUUCCUGACAGUAGCAGCAACGGUACCAUGGAUCACAAUAGAAAAUGGGGAAGGCAGGGUCUGGAUCUUAAUGCAGGCCCUGGAGUGGUGGACAUGGAAGGGAGAGAAGAGUCGGUUUCUUUGUCGUCAAGGCAACUCUCUGUUGCCGGUUCACAAGCAUUAACGGACGAGCAUGGUAGGAUGUAUGCUGUUCCUGGGGGUGUUCUGAAGAGGAAGGAGCCUGAGGGUGGGUGGGACAGUGAGAACUUCAGAUUCAAGCAGUCAUGGCACUAAGAUCUGCAAUCUGGUGAUUUUAUAAGCUACUGGAGGAUGGACUUGGCUAACUCCUCAAACUCUCAGCUUCUGGCAUGCUCCAGUGGGUGGGCGGUAAGUGAGCAAAAUUGAUGUUCAGAGUCUCCGACCACCACCUCUUCAGCUUAUCAGUGUAGUUGGGAUUUCCAUGAUUUGCAAGCACACUUUGGUGAGCUAUAUUCUCUGGGUGGAUGCAGAUGAGUUUUCCCUCUGUAGAUAUUUAACUGUUGGAAAGCUUGAUAUCUUUGAUGCCCAGGGACUGGGGAUAAAUCAAUGUUAUCCUGUCCAAAUUAUUGACAAUGGAGGUCCAAUUUCGAGACUGAAUCAAACGGAAAGCUUUUCUUUGUGCUUUGCUGUUAAUCAUCUUUCUUUGCUUCCCGUGUUCUUGGCUUUUUUCUGUCCUCCUUUGCCCAUUACAUAUGUAUACAGGGUUGACACCAAAUUUUGGUACUAAUGCUUUCAUCAGGCAUGUUUUAGUUGUUGUGGCUGCCAUUGUACCAUAAAUUAAAUCGUUCUAACGUUAGUUGUAGUCUCAUUCACAGAUGAUAGAACUCUUGUUAAUGAUUUUUUCAAUGAUGGUGGGGUGAUGUGCUUGUUUUUCUUUCAA